Molecule: messenger RNA, 1008 nt
Organism: Heterobilharzia americana
Lineage: Eukaryota; Metazoa; Platyhelminthes; Trematoda; Strigeidida; Schistosomatidae
Source: the annotation of a GenBank genome assembly
AUGGAUCUGACGGACUCUGAGUUGUAUGAGUGUGGCGGAUGUUCUAAUUUCAUACCAUCUUCUGAAUCUGACCCCCCGCCACCCAUUACCUACCAUGUGACGGAAUGUAAACCUGGAGAUAUUCAUUUGCAAGAAUGUGACGCUAAUACUGAAAGUGCACCGGCCCUAGAUGAGUCAGACACGAUGGUAUCUCAGGACUGUAGCUUUGAAGCUUCAGACGCUGUAAAAAAGCAAGACACAUUUACUCAGGCAGAUGACUUUCAAGAUUUGUCAAAGGAAAACUUAGAACCGUCAAGCAACACAGUGGGAUUAGCCUCAGAAAAAAUACCACAAAGUGUUCAAGUCAAUGGAUUUUCGUUUAAUGGCCCAAACCGGAUAGGAAAGUCGCUGGGUCACACACAAGAUUUGUUUGAUGAAACUCCUAAUCAGCCGAUGCGCUUUUCUGAGCCGCUUAAUGCAAGUAAAAAUAAUACUAAUUCAUCUAACAGCCCUUUUCUGUCUGGAUUAGAAUCGCAUUCGUCAUCAUUGGCGCGUUUGCCCAGUUCUGCUUCAGUUUUAUUUAAUAGCAGUGAUGGUGUUGUGAAAAGCAAGGGAGGUGCAGGAUCGAUGAUGAAGAAAUCUCCAAAACAACUAGUGAAAAAUAAGAUUUCACAGUCUGUUGAUUCCAUUUUAGCCGUAAAUGUGUCUGCAAUAAUUUAUCGAUUGGACGAUACAAACGACCUGAUAUUUGAUAGUCGUUUCAAUGUCAAGAUAAAUGAUUCAAAUAUAAAAGAUGCUUAUCACCGAUUACAAAACGAUAAUGCAAAAUUGAUAAACGAAUUGAGUCGCUUAUUGAAACGGGAAUGUGAUAAUGUGGGACAGAUAAAAACAAGUGAUUCUAUGCUGUCAACAUCCCCACCCACAAACGAUUCGUCCCACUCAAAUGUCCUGAGCUCAAAAUCUAUAUUCCGUUCGAGCAGUAUAUCUACAUCAAAUUCUGAUUGUGUCCGGCCUAAAGUAUGGAGAUAG